AUGACGGUGAAUACAGUAUCGAAACUCGAAGUGUUAGGAUUUCGGGUUUUCGCCAAGACGUCGCAUGUCACAUUGGUAUAUGUCAGUGUGUACGGACUUCCGGUCAGUACGAAGUCUUUGACCGGAAUUGACGGCUGCCCUCUUCCGGUUGAGCAGCCAGCCAACUACUCUCCUACUUCACUCUCAAGUGCACCAACUCCAAAGUUCCUCGAAGAGUCGUCACGGACAUUCCGGCAUCACUUUUCUUUUCUUUUUAGCACCUUCGAUUUUCUUCCCACGCCAACAAGCAACAUUAAACCGCUUUCCGACCCACCGAUAUUUGCCGAGCCGAUACCAAAUGUCACUGUGGCACUGGGAAGGGAUGUCAGUCUACCCUGUGUCAUCGAAAAUCUCGGAAGUUACAAGGUGGCGUGGAUCCACGUUGGGCGCCAAAUGCUGCUUACUAUUCACAAGCACGUGGUCGUGAAAGUACCUAGGUUUUCCGUGUCGCAUGACAAUCAGAAAACAUGGCUGCUUCAUAUUAAUAGUGUGCAACAGGAUGACCGGGGUUAUUAUAUGUGCCAAGUAAAUACCAAUCCAAUGAUAAGCCAAGUGGGCUUUCUUCAAGUCGUUGUGCCACCGAAUAUAUUGGAUUCCCUUUCUACGGAAAGCACCGUAGCAGUUCGAGAACAUCAGAAUAUUACUCUCACAUGCAAGGCCGAUGGAUAUCCGCCGCCGAAAUUAAUGUGGAAACGAGAAGAUGGUCAAGUAAUAAGCCUCAACAAACAUCAUAAAGUGAACUUGUAUGAUGGCGAGCAAUUAAACUUGACGAGGAUCACACGCAGCGAAAUGGGUGCUUAUCUCUGCAUCGCGACCAAUGGUGUGCCGCCCACGGUCAGCAAGAGGAUCACCGUCGAUGUCGAAUUUUCUCCAAUGAUCUUCGUGCCGAAUCAGCUUGUGGGUGCGCCGACUGGCACCAACGUAACGAUUGAUUGUCACACAGAAGCUUAUCCCCGUGCUAUGAGCUACUGGUUUCUAGGAGAUGAGAUGAUUCUCUCCAACGAGAAAUACGCGACGAAUAUCAUGGAGAACAGCUACCGCGCGCACAUGAGACUCACCAUCAGAAACUUGACAGCGAGUGACUUCGGUAGCUACCGGUGCAUUAGCAAAAACUCGCUGGGCGAGACGGAAGGAUCCAUCAGAUUAUACCCCAUUCCGAAGCCAUCGGCGGCACCGAAGGCGACGGAGAUCAAGAGCAGCGCUAACAAUGAAGGUGAGAGACCGAGCACGCCACCGCCAGCAAAAAGGCUGACCACCGUGUGGCCUUCGUCGUACAACCCAUACUCUCCGAAAAGGACAGAGAGACCACCUCAGCCGAGUGAGGAGAGGGUUGAGAGGCCCGAGCAGAAGCUACGUGGUGGCGAAAGUACAGGAAUAUAA
Messenger RNA from Acromyrmex echinatior (Panamanian leafcutter ant), 1419 nucleotides. RefSeq names its product lachesin. The record is from RefSeq and is a predicted model, not a curated record. Gene Ontology annotation, cellular component: neuron projection. NCBI's taxonomy places the organism in Eukaryota, Metazoa, Arthropoda, Insecta, Hymenoptera, Formicidae.